Molecule: messenger RNA, 2236 nt
Organism: Pseudocercospora fijiensis CIRAD86
Lineage: Eukaryota; Fungi; Ascomycota; Dothideomycetes; Mycosphaerellales; Mycosphaerellaceae
Product: glycosyltransferase family 20 protein
Exons: 2
Coding region: 264-1886 (540 amino acids)
Biological process (GO): trehalose biosynthetic process; cellular response to heat
Cellular component (GO): alpha,alpha-trehalose-phosphate synthase complex (UDP-forming); cytosol
Molecular function (GO): alpha,alpha-trehalose-phosphate synthase (UDP-forming) activity
Source: RefSeq, a predicted model, not a curated record
CCGGAUUCCGUGAGGCUCCACACGAGGCUGCGACUGCCAUCACAGGCACAUCCCACCUUCCGCUCCACGGCCAAGGUGACGACGUUUCAACUCCACGUGCGUGCACAAACUUCGCUUCCUCACCCUUUAUCGCUGUUUGCAACACGAUCCUGGAGCCGCCGCCGACCUCAGCCGUCACACUCCCGCCCCCGAACCUGCAACUACAAAGCCACUCUGCAAACUUCUCGCUCUUGAACCUUCAUUCAUCAUUCGGCACCGCCGCCAUGCCUGCCUUUGACGAAACUCCCUCGCCAAAGGGGCGCCUGCUUCUCGUCUCCAACCGCCUUCCCAUCACCAUCAAGCGGUCCGAUGACGCUCACUACGACUUUUCCAUGUCUUCAGGCGGUCUGGUAGCUGGGCUAUCGGGUCUUGCCAAGACUACCAAGUUCCAGUGGUAUGGCUGGCCGGGGGUGCAGGUUCCCGAAAAUGAGGUCGACCAUGUCAAGGGUCGUCUCUUCGACGAGUACAGCGCUGUUCCAAUCUUCAUGGAGGAUGAGCUUUCCGACCGCCACUACAACGGCUUCUCAAAUUCCAUCCUCUGGCCUCUCUUCCAUUACCAUCCUGGGGAGAUUACUUUCGACGAGUCUGCUUGGGAUGGCUACGUCGAGGCAAACCGACUCUUCGCCAAGGAGAUUGCCAAAGACGUCCAAGACAACGAUCUGAUCUGGGUUCACGAUUACCACCUGAUGCUUCUGCCGGCCAUGCUCCGCGAAGAGAUCAACGCCCAAGGCGAGAACAAGAAGAAGAAUGUCAAGUUCGGCUUCUUCUUGCAUACACCUUUUCCCUCCUCCGAAAUCUACCGAAUUUUGCCCGUCCGCAACGAGAUUCUUCAGGGCGUCCUUCACUGCGAUCUCAUCGGCUUUCACACCUACGACUACGCACGCCACUUCUUGUCAUCUUGCGCACGCAUUCUUGGUCUCGCCACCACACCAAAUGGCGUCGAGUUCCAGGGCAAGCUCAUCACCGUUGGCGCAUUCCCCAUCGGUAUUGACCCAGAGAAAUUUGUCCAAGGUCUGCAGAAAGAUACCGUCAUCAACCGCAUCGAGACUCUCAAGAAGAAGUUCGAUGGCGUCAAGAUUAUUGUUGGCGUGGAUCGUCUCGACUACAUCAAGGGCGUGCCACAGAAAUUGCACGCACUCGAAGUCUUCCUUACUGAGCAUCCAGAAUGGAUCGGCAAGGUGGUGCUUGUACAAGUAGCGGUCCCGUCAAGACAGGACGUUGAGGAGUACCAGAACCUGCGAGCUGUCGUCAAUGAGCUGGUCGGCCGCAUCAAUGGCAAGUUCGGCACCAUCGAGUUCAUGCCAAUUCACUUUAUGCACAAAUCCGUCAGCUUCGAUGAGUUGACGGCUCUCUACUCCAUCUCCGACGUCUGUCUGGUCAGCUCAACUCGCGACGGUAUGAAUCUCGUUUCCUACGAGUACAUCGCGUGCCAAGAAGAACGACACGGCGCUCUGAUCCUGUCCGAAUUUACUGGCGCGGCACAGUCUCUGAACGGCGCUCUCGUUGUCAACCCGUGGAACACAGAAGAACUUGCAGACGCGAUCCACGAUGCAGUUACCAUGGGCGAAGAACAGCGAGCCACCAAUUACCAGAAGCUAGCCAAAUACGUCAACAAGUACACUUCUGCCUGGUGGGGCGAGAGCUUCGUGUCAGAACUCACUCGGAUCAGUGAGCAAGCAGAGAAGAAGUUGAAAGUCCGCCGACAGAGCCUGAUGGACCCAGCCGGAACAGCCAACGAAACAGACCUGCCUGGAGACCGGAGAGAUUCCAGUCGACCUCAAUCCGCAGCCGCCAAUGGUGAUGACCACAAGGCGGCGUCGGAGCAGCAGAGCGAACUGGAUAAGUAAGAACCAUCCUCAAAUUCCUGGCGGCUAGCGAUACUCGGGGUGGAGUGAUAUCAUAACGAAUGACUGACCUUUCUUUCUUGAAUAGGGAAGAAGAUGGGGAUGAAGAGGGACUCGUCAUGCCGGUGCGCUCUCGAAGCAAUACGCUCCCCAGACUUCAGUGAUUGGAGGAUGGAUAGAGAGAGACCGAUCGGGCCAUUUGCAUUGUCAAGAUACCAUAGAAGCGAUUGAGCAUUGGGACCACAUUCACGUCCCUUAUGCAGCGGGGCAUGUGUACCAGAUAGGGGAACACUGCGUCAACAAUAUAUAGAAGACCAGCUCAUCACGAGCUUCAAGGAUGAGGUGUACUCUCA